Messenger RNA from Miscanthus lutarioriparius, 507 nucleotides. The record is from the annotation of a GenBank genome assembly. Lineage: Eukaryota; Viridiplantae; Streptophyta; Magnoliopsida; Poales; Poaceae.
AUGGCUGCCUUGCCGUUGGCCACCGCUGAAGUAUGCGAUGCUAAUCCUCAUCUGAUUAUGAACGGCGAGCUCCGUGCUCUCCAGCCCAUCUUCCAAAUCUACGGAAGGCGCCAGGUUUUUGCCGGCCCUAUUGUCACACUGAAGGUGUACGAGGACAAUGUUCUGAUCCGCGAGUUCCUUGAGGAGAAAGGCCAGGGGAGGGUCCUUGUGGUUGAUGGUGGUGGGAGCAUGCGCUGUGCCAUUCUUGGUGGCAACCCCGUCCAGCAGGCACAGAACAAUGGGUGGGCUGGUAUUCUGGUCAACGGCUGCAUCAGGGAUGUCGAUGAGAUCAAUGGCUGCGACAUUGGUGUCCGAGCUCUGAGCUCGCACCCUAUGAAGGCAAACAAGAAGGGAAUGGGGGAGAAGCAUGUCCCCGUCAACAUUGCUGGAACCAGGAUUUGUGACGGCGAGUGGCUCUACGCCGAUACGGAUGGCAUUCUUGUCUCAAGGACGGAACUGACCGUGUAG